AUAGUUGAUUACUACUGUGCAUGAAUUCGAAUGAAUAUUGUGUUGGUGCUGAAAUAAUUCAUAAUAAAAUAAAAAUAAUUACAUUAAAACUCUAUAACUUCAAUUUGUUGACUUUACUAAAAUAUCAUGAUUAAGUGAAUUAGUACUUGCCUCUGCUUAUUAACAUUUGUGUUAAAAUUCAUUAUGUCUUUUUGUGUGUAUUUCACGAGUUUAACAUCAGUUUAUCAUUUCUUUAUACGUUUCAUAUCAGUGUUAUCAUUGGAUGUCAAUAGAAUUGUAAAACAGUAUCAGUAUGGAGUAAGUUUAAAAAGAACUUAUUUACAUGGGAAGGAAAACACUGUAUACAUCUAUUGAUACAUACUUUAUCAUGAAGUGAAACAGUGACAGAUAUUUUAUGAACUUAUUAAAAACAAAAGUAAUUUGUACGAAAUGGAUAUAAAAACACUGAUAUACAGGCUGGAUUUAUAUCUAUAUUACACUUGAUAAAAUAAUAACAGAUCCUGAUGUGACCCAUAAGAAAACAUGUCGGAAAAGGUCUUUUACACCUGCAUAAUACCAAACCAAACGUGUUAUCCACGAUACCACAAUACAAAGAGGCGGCUCAAAGAUCUCCAGCAAAGAUUUGCUGGCUUGAAUGCUACCCUUAGCUUUGGAUGUGGUGCAGAUUUGACAGAAAGUUUUGGAGAUGUGCACUUCAUUAUCCUAAGCAAAAAACCUACGAAAUGUAUCAAAACGGCCAAUAAAUCUAUAUCAAAGGCAUUGUUUCCAAAUGGAGAUACAGAAGAAAAGUUUAUUGUAGGAAGCAGCUUGCAAGAAGUACUGACAAAAAUACAAACUGAAACGAUAGUAUUCCUGCCUAGCCGAAUGUCAGAGUUUUUACACAACAACAUCAGCAAAAACAGAGACGUUCAAUUCGUUAUUGCGACAAAUGAUACAAAGGAGCGCAAACAAAUUAUUGAUUUAUUCGAAGGUUACUCAAAUGUUAAAGUUUCUCUGGUUGAAGAUGUAAAGGAUACAGCAAGUGUGGGCCUGGAAGAAAUUAUUUUCAGACCAAUGAAGUAUACGACCGAAACCUUAGUGAAACUUCUCAAAUCAAACGGAAGACAUAACACUAAUGAAGAUCAAAAAAGGAAGCGUAGUGAAUCAAAGACGUACAUCGGUACGAACGCGUGCGGGAUCUGUUCACCAAUGAAACGUUUAUCAGGGAAACUGGGGAAAGGAACUAGAAAAAGAAAAACAACCAGGAAGAUGACAAAAAGCACACGUUUUAAGACUUGUGUAAAACUGCAAGGAAAGACGAAGAAUAGAGGCACAAGAAACAGAAGAAAAGAAAAGUUAGUAGCCCUGGACUGUGUUCAGAGAUCCAAACACGUUGAACUUAAGGAAUACGCAACAAGAAGUAAAGCCUAUAGUGCCAAAGUGCUGGAAGAAAAGAUACAAAAGCAUAGAGAUUCGAUCGAACGUCUCCUUGAUGAAAUAUUAGGAAUGUACGACAGAAGUAGAGUACCAGAAAACGAAAGACCAGUGAUCAAUGAAAGUCUUGAACUAAAUGUAAGUGAUGAGGUUGCAGCUGAGCUGUAUGCAAUAGAUGCGUGUGUUAAAAGUUGUGGCUAUCGAUUUGAAACGCUUCAAGUAUUUGUCGAUGAUACCUGCAAUGACGAGAUAAAAAACCAAGUAAGAGGCGUCUUAAGAAAGAAUAAAAUAAUGAACUAUGACAUAGUGCCAUCAAUUGGGUCUUUCAAACCAUUAUAUAAAGUAGGCGCCAAGGUCCAUCCAAACCCAGAUCGAAAGAGUUAUGGAACUGUUGCUGGUUUUGCAAAGAAGAACAGAAAGGAUUUGUGUGCCUUAGUGUCUAGACAUGUUGCUAUUCAUUCCUCUGACAAUAAUGUUCUUCUUCGAAACGGAUGUACGAAGAUUUUGGCAAAAAUUAUACCUGAAACAUUACCAGAAAUUCCAAACGAUAAAACACUUGACAUCUCGGCAGUUGAGAUAGAGUCCAUUGACAAAGAAAAAUGUGAUACAAGGUUUAAAACGGAAGAUGGAGUUCUAACGACUGGAAAAGAAAGUAGCUAUGAAACCAAACAACUUCGCAGUAGGGACGUACAUCUCUGGGGUGGUACAACCUCACCAGGUUUGGGAAUUAUAACCAUGCCGGAGAUUCGUGACAGAGAUGAAGAUAAAUCUUUUAUCAUUGUAGAAGACAGACAAAGUACAAAUAAAACAUUUUGUAAAAAAGGUGACAGUGGUUCUAUGGUAUGUGCUGAUGAUAUUAACGAUGAAGGGGUUGAAGUGAUCUCAAUGCUUAUCGGUGAAGAUGCAGAUAACCCGGGCAAAUAUGCUACAUUUAGAAUAGACAAAGGUUUACAACAAUUAAAAAGGCAAACUAAAGAUGACUUUCAUUUAUGUAAGGACUGAAAUGGGAUACUGACAUGUGUCUUGAGUAUAUGCAUGGAGUCGCAUUGGGUUUUCAUUUAUUACUUCGUUUUGAAUUAAACAGUCCAUAUGACAUUGCUGUUCUCCAGACUAGUACCAGUACUGAAUAUCCUCCAAUAUCAUAAGCAGUUCUUUCCCGAGCCUUUUAUAAAUGAAUAAUAUAAAAAUGUCAUUUGGAACCACGUCAGUUAUAUUUGUUAUUUUGUUAUUUUUUGUUGUUGUUUUUUGUGAUUUUAUUUUUACAUCUGGUAGUUAUUUUUCUUUUUUUUUGUUGUUGUUGUUUUAUUUUCUUUUUUGUUUGUUAUUUUGUUAUUUUUGUUUUAUUAUUAUUUUGUUACUUUAUUACUUUAUCUUACUUUUUUUCAAGUAGCAUUAACUGGACUUUGUGUUUCUCAUAAUUCACACUUUUUUUAGAAGUUUUGUCAUCCGGUGAUACGUUUAUAGCAUUUGUGUCUUAUUGUGUUUCCAGUUUCUUUAGAACUGAUGCAUUGAGUCUAUGAUACGGGGAAUAUUUGUUUGUGUUGAUUUAAGAUCGAAAUGUAUUUCACUGAGUGAACGCUAUAAUACAAUAUUUUCACGAGUGGCGUCGCCACAGGUUGAAGUGAUCUCAAUGCUUAUUGGUGAAGAUGCAGAUAACCCGGGCAAAUAUGCUACAUUUAGCAUAAACAAAGGUUUACAACAAUUAAAAAGGCAAACUAAAGAUUACUUCUAUUUAUGUAAGGACUGAAAUGGGAUACUGACAUGUGUCUUGAGUAUAUGCAUGGAGUCGCAUUUGGUUUUCAUUUAUUACUUCGUUUUGAAUUCAACAGUCCAUACGACAUUGCUGUUCUCCAGCUUAGAACGAGUACUGAAUAUCUUCCCAUAUCAUAAGCAGUUCUUUGUCGAGCCUUUUUAUAAAUGAAUAAUAUAAAAAUGUUAUUUGGAACCAAGUCAAUGGCACGGCUAAGGCCCUUACUUUUCAUCAUAUUACAUUUUCUUAUUUAAACGACAUGCAUCAAAGAUUUUGUCAUACACAAAUGUAACAUUUUCGGCCUUUCGUAGUGGUUAGUAUAAAAAUACAAUGACGGGUUACUGAAUACAAAAAUAACUGAGAUUUUGUUUUUACAUCCGGUAGUUUAUUCUAUUUUUGUGCCCCCAUGAGUGGUGGGGGCAUAUAGAUUUGGUCUUGUCCGUGCGUCCGUCCGUUCGUCCGUCCGAAGUUCGUGACACGCCUAGCUCAAAAAGUAUUUGAUAUAAAUUGAUGAAACCUUGCAUGACUCAUUAGAGAGUUUGAGAUUUCAACCUUCGCCUUCCCCUUCAACGUCUCUGAUAUAUAGUUGGGGUAAAACGUCACCAAUAUGCGUGUAUUUUAUUUAUAUCAGACGUUGCUACUAAAGUUUUCCAUGUAACUUCAAGUAAGCCUAAGAAUUCGUUUUAUUACUAUGUGAAAUAAAAAGCUUAGUUUCUGGAUUUCUGCUUAUUAAGUUAUUCGAUUAUCCAUUUGUAUAACUGGACUAAAUUUGAUGCGAAACACAAUCAAUAAGUAUAAGAAUAUUGAAGUUUUGUUUGGCUAAUGAUUUUAACUAAAUACAUUGAAUUGAACCUGGUAAAAAAAAAAAGUCUGUUCCACCUAUUACGUUUACCUCCUCGUUUCUGAAUUAUCAGUAUCGGUAACAUCGUCCAAAAAAACAUAUUUAUAUACCAUACAUCAAUAUCUCUAGACCUUUUUUCAUUUUUUCAAUAAAGUGUAUUUCAAAGAUAUAAUCUUGGAUU
Mercenaria mercenaria is the source of this 4185-nucleotide messenger RNA. RefSeq lists its product as uncharacterized. The coding region runs from base 523 to 2415 and encodes 630 amino acids. NCBI's taxonomy places the organism in Eukaryota, Metazoa, Mollusca, Bivalvia, Venerida, Veneridae. The transcript is spliced from 6 exons. The record is from RefSeq and is a predicted model, not a curated record.